CGUGCGCGUCUUCGAGCCCGCAUCACAUGCCUCGCGUCAGCGCUAUUGUCUGACGCAGGGGCAGAAUCGAACUGAAUGAAAUACACUCUACUACCACGACCACUGAUUCCAGUCUUCGUAUAUGAGUGUUAUAAUAGUUGUUUUAGUGAUAACCGAGAGUGGUGUUGCCCUGGGCCAAGAGCCGGUAAACAACCGGUCCAGAUAGGGAAGCUGCGUCGGCUCACGCCCGACUACAGUGGAAUGCGGCAAUUUUAACUACUGCAGACCACGGGACCCCAUUUACGAAUAGGGACCGAUCACUACUGGGCCCUAUAGAGUGUCUGGCGGCGGCGGUCGGAUGCAGUGACUGGUGAUGCAUCAACAAUGAGUCGCCGCGCGCGGCCGUGACAUGGGAGCGCAGGCAUGGGCUGGCGCGCCGUGCAAUCGCCGCACAUCGCCGCCGGCUUGCUUCUACUGCUGCUAGUUUACUUGCCAGUAACUUGCCAUCAAGACCACCAAGAUGCUGUGCACAUCACGGCGAUCCUUGGCGAGAGCGUCGUCUUUAACUGUCAGGUGGACUUCCCGGAAGAUAUCCCGGUGCCGUACGUCUUGCAGUGGGAGAAGAAGGUAGGCGAAACGGGACAGGACAUCCCAAUCUACAUCUGGUACGAGAACUACCCGACCCAUAGCGGUGAAGGUUACGAGGGCAGAGUGUCGCGCGUCGCGCUCGACUCACCAUAUGGCGCCGCCAGUCUCAACCUCACCAACAUCCGCGAGUCUGACCAGGGUUGGUACGAGUGUAAGGUGGUUUUCCUCAACCGCUCUCCGAAUCAGCACAAGAACGGAACGUGGUUCCAUCUCGACGUGCACGCGCCACCGCGCUUCUCCAUCACACCGGAAGACAUUAUUUACGUUAAUUUAGGAGAUGCGAUCAUCCUUAACUGCCAGGCGGAGGGUACGCCCACUCCCGAAAUAUUAUGGUAUAAGGACGCAAACCCCGUGGAGCCCUCAGGCACAGUGGGCAUCUUUAAUGACGGCACGGAGCUGCGCAUCAGCAACAUCCGGCACGAGGACAUUGGCGACUAUACGUGCAUCGCGCGCAACGGCGAAGGGCAAGUGUCGCACACCGCACGCGUCAUCAUUGCCGGUGGCGCUGUCAUCACUAUGCCUCCUACGAACCAAACAAAAUUAGAAGGAGAGAAAGUCCAAUUUUCUUGUGAAGCAAAAGCUUUACCAGGAAACGUAACAGUAAAAUGGUUCCGCGAGGGCGCGCCGGUAGCAGAGGUGGCAGCAUUGGAAACAAGAGUCAAUAUACGCCGUGAUGGCGCGCUGGUUAUCAACCCAGUGGCUGCCGAUGACUCCGGACAGUACCUUUGCGAAGUCUCCAACGGCAUUGGAGACCCGCAAAGCGCUUCUGCUUAUCUCAAUGUUGAAUAUCCAGCCAAAGUAACGUUCACGCCAACAGUGCAGUACCUUCCAUUUCGGCUAGCGGGCGUGGUGCAGUGCUACAUAAAAGCGAACCCGCCGCUCCAAUACGUAACCUGGACCAAGGAUAAGCGACUUCUGGAGCCCUAUCAGACGAAGGACAUUGUUAUUAUGAACAAUGGAUCUCUCUUGUUUACGCGGGUCAACCAAAAUCAUCAGGGACGCUAUACUUGUACACCAUACAACGCUCAGGGCACCCAGGGUUCUUCAGGUCCUAUGGAAGUACUAGUUCGAAAGCCGCCAGCGUUCACUGUGGAACCAGAACCUUUAUACCAGAGAAAGGUGGGGGAAUCCGUAGAGAUGCACUGUGAGGCACAAGAGGCGGAGGGCACGCAGCGGCCGAGCGUGACGUGGCGGCGACGCGACGGAUUGCCUUUACAGAAGAACCGCGUGCGAGCACUCGGCGGGAACAUCACGAUUGACACGCUACGACGACAAGACUUCGGCAUCUACCAGUGCGUUGCCGCUAACGAGGUUGCAACAAUAGUAGCGGACACGCAGCUUGUUAUCGAGGGUACACAGCCACACGCGCCCUAUAACGUCACUGGCACGGCGACUGAGUUCCAAGUGACGUUGCGGUGGCACCCAGGGUACGCGGGCGGACCGGACUACAAACAAGAUUAUACAAUUUGGUACAGGGAAGCCGGCUUCUCCGAGUGGAUUAAAGUACCCGUCACUCCUUCUGGUGCUACUUCUGUAACAAUAAAUCGUCUACAGCCGGGGACGACGUAUGAAUUUCAAGUGAACAGCAAAAACACGAUUGGUGAAGGAAUGAUGAGUAAAGCGAUUACCAUUAGGACACUCGAUGUAGGUGCCAAGCAACGGCCGCUGCCGACCGCACCGGGUCCCGUAGAUGAAAAGAUAUUUCAAAACGCACCCUCAGGCUCGGGUCCGAAGCCUGGUCCGCCGCGGAACCUGACAGUGACGGAAGUCCAUAACGGGUUUCUGAUCACGUGGCAGCAGCCGCUUGAUCGCGCUAACCUCAUCCAGUACUACACUAUCAAGUACCGCACUGACGCGCAAUGGAAAACCCUCAACCGAGGCCAGAUCCGCCCUGAAGAAACCAGCUAUUUAGUAAAAAAUUUAGUCGGCGGACGCACGUACUAUUUCCGAGUGCUGGCUAACUCAGCGACUAGUUACGAAAGCUCAGAAGAAGUGAAAUUCCCAGUGCCGGCGCGGGUAAAACAUAAAGCGAUCACGGCAGGCGUGGUGGGCGGCAUUCUGUUCUUCAUUGUGGCUAUCAUCUUGUCAGUGUGCGCUGUGAAGAUCUGCAACAAGCGCAAGAGACGCAAGCAGGAGAAAGCAUACAACAUGGUAGCCGCGCGAUUGACCGACCUCCGCGCAGCUGACAGCACUCAAGUGCCUUUUAAGAAAUUUAGAGAAAGCGGAAUAUCGAGUUUAGUGCAGUGUUUAAAAUUUACGGCGAACUGGGUGUGGCCGGCGUCGCGAUGCGGCGGAGAACCACAGUACUGGGCGUCGGUGUCUGUGCGCGCGUCACCUGUGCCCACACCUUCGGAGGGGUCUGCUGCGCCGUCGCCUACGCCUUCGUCGUCGGACGACGGCGGCUUCCUUCCACGACUUCGCGCACCGCUGCAUCCUGCCGCCGCACCGCCUCUGUUCCGCGCGUCGUCACCUGCCUUGACGUUGCAUUGGCCUCCUUGGCCACCGUGGCCUCCCUGGGCGGCAGCCUGGACACCGUGGUCGCCGCUGCAUGUCUCCGACCUCAGCUCCGUGCCUUUUCCGAGCUCUGCGGAUGGUUCUUUUCCUACGCCGCCUUCUCCGUUCCGACUACGUUCCCUACCCCACUCCUCGCUGCCGCUACGAUCUGCCGGCGCUUUCAUGAGAUCUCGGGCUCGACCCGUACCGCGUCACGGGCGACCUCGUGCUAUCUCGGAAUUGCCACCCCCGCCGCAUGAGGCUUCGCCGGAAAGUCGUUCGUCGUCAAGUGGAUUCGGUAGUAAGAAUGCGUCGUCUUCACAACAUAACCGCAGUAGUCGCACGGGCAGUUUGGCGGAGUGGCGACCGCCCCCUUACCGACCGCCGCCACCGGCGCCACCGCCGCGGCCAGGGUCGGGCGAAGCGGUGGAUGCGGGUUCAGUGGACGUUCAUUAUGAGUGGGACCGCGAAACACGAACACCGACGCCGUCAACGCCGGAGCGAUUGAGAACUCGGCAGUCGCGUGACGACGUUGAGGCGCGCGUACGAGCAAUGAAAGAAGAGUUCCUCGAGUUUCGAAAACGGCAAGCGCUGCGGCGCCGCUCGCCGGAACCUUUGGGCCCUCCACCGCCGAUGUCGUCGCUGGGCACGCUUACGCCCUUAUCGCCACUCGCAACCUCCGCGCCCGCAGAAACAGUCUGCUGAUAACAGAUUUAUGAGUCAGGUAUUGAAACUCCAUGAUUAUUCAUCGCAUAAGUAUCUUAGAGCGAGAAUUUGGCUCGCCUUCCCACCGAAACCUGGAAAAAAGGAUUUUUUGAUACUUAAUUACUUAUAUUAAAUGCUAGAGACCGCGGUAAAAGUCGAGUUUACUUCGGUCAUUAUAUUUGUAAGUAUGUAUUUAAGUACCUGGGACUGCUGACGAGGUUUAGGUACACGAUAAAUACUUCCAACAACUUUUAUAAAUCAGUACAGAUAUGUAUAAGCACACGCCUUCGAAAUGUACGAAAUAGAAGUAAUAUUCCGAAGUAAGCGUGACUUGAUAAGUUCACUGUUCACGUAGAAAUCCCACCGACCGCCAGCGCAGUGGUACGGCGGCGCGCGGCGGUCACCAUAUUGAUACAUACUUAGAAAUUGUGAGUCCAGUCAUUGUUGACUGUAAUAAUAAUAAAAAUGUAUGUAUAAAAAGUGGAUGCCGUGGCGUUUUGUCGUCGCAUUGCCUACUGUCCUAAACUCAUAUGUCAAUUAAACUCCUAUAGCACUCUUAUAUCUAGUAUUUGAACUUUUGAAACGAAAUUAAAACUGAUUUAUCUACUAAUUUACCUUAGAUUUUUAAAUUACUUCGAAAUUAAUACAAUUCAGGUACCUGUAUUUUAACAAUAUGUGCCAUAAGCAGAUCAGUAAAGGAGAAUGUUUGGUUGUACAAGGCCCCACUUAUGUAGACGGCAGGCAGGCAGUGCGGGAACUCGUUCACCUAAACGCUUUAGGUAUGAGCGGGGAAGCAUCCACGACACCGCUCAUACCAACAUUAUAAUAUUGUAGUUAUUAUUGUAACUAAUUACGAAUAAC
Molecule: messenger RNA, 4686 nt
Organism: Hyposmocoma kahamanoa
Lineage: Eukaryota; Metazoa; Arthropoda; Insecta; Lepidoptera; Cosmopterigidae
Gene: tutl
Product: protein turtle-like
Exons: 18
Coding region: 403-3825 (1140 amino acids)
Biological process (GO): axon guidance; dendrite self-avoidance; homophilic cell-cell adhesion
Cellular component (GO): axon; plasma membrane
Molecular function (GO): cell-cell adhesion mediator activity
Source: RefSeq, a predicted model, not a curated record